GGCUUGUCGUCCUGACAACUCCGGAGCGUUAGUCCACACGGCUGUACUCUGACUUUGCUGACUGCGGAGGUCUUGCUUGCCGCCUCAUGGGUCCCAAAGCAAAAAAGACCGGCAAUAAGAAAAAGAAGAUCAACAAAGCUGAGCGAUUGAAGCAGAUCCAAGAGGAGGAGGAGAAAAGACUGAAAGACGAAGAGGAAGCCCGUUUGAAAUAUGAGAAAGAAGAAUUGGAAAGACUUGAAAUGGAGCGAAUUGAGAGAGAAAAAUGGUGUCAACUUGAAGAAAAGGAUCUACAAAGGAGGAAUGAAGAACUUGAAGAACUUUAUUUAUUAGAGGGUUGUUUUCCUGAAGCCGAGAAAUUGAAACGAGAAACCAGAUUGCUUGCUCAGUGGAAACAUUACAUUGAAUGUGAUGGGACUCCUGAUCCUACAGUAGCCCAAGAAAUAAACACUUUCAUUAGCUUGUGGAAAGAGGAAACAAAUGAGACUUUUGAGGCCGUGAUUAAGAAGAGUAAACUAGUACUAAAUUUAAUUGAGAAAUUGAAGUUAAUUUUAUUGGAAACUCCACCGUGUGAUUUGCACGAGAAAAGUAUAACACAGUACCAAGGAUCAAUUCAACAGCUGCAAGAGCUCCUCCAUUUUAAAUUUAACGUAGCCACAGAAAUACUUCUCAGACAAGCUAGUACUUUGGCAGAUCUGGACACUGGAAAUAUGGAAAAAAUCAUUCGAGAUGAAAAUAUUACUCUGUAUUUGUGGGCAAACCUCAAGAAGAAUCCAAGGUACAAAAGUAUCAGAUUUUCUGAAACACAAGUUGGAUUUGAAAUUCCAAGGAUAUUAGCAGCAAGUGACAUUGCUCUACGAGUCCUACACACUCACUAUGAUCACGUUUCUCCUUUGCGACAUAUUCCAAAACCAACAGAAGAAGAACCCACUACUCUAGAAACCGAGAUUUUGAAAGAGGAACUUGAGGAUGUAGAAACAGCCAUCAGCACAGAAGACCAGAAAGAGUCUAAGCCAGAAGAAAGUGGGUCUAAGUUAAUUCAUGAGGAAGAAAUAAAAGUUGAGCAACAAAGUAAUAUUGAAGUACAAAUGAAUUUUGCUGACGAAGAAUCUGAAGCCGUAAAAGGUGAACUGGAGAUGAAAUUAUUCAGUGAAACCGUUUCAGCAGCACACUUGUUGCAGAUUGAGAAUGCCCCUGAAAUGCCACUUGCAUUUGAAGAUAACGAGGUGGAUAUAUGCCAGUUCACAACCCUGGGCGGAAUAUAUCACUUGGACAUUUUGGAGCUUCCUCCACAGUGUAAACCAGCAAAGGGCUGGAUGAUUGUGGAAAUACUCAAAGAAGGAUUACAGAAAUACACAUAUCCUCCAGAAACUACAGAAGACUUGGAGGCAGAGAACGCUUUCCCACCCGUAGAGGUCACGCUUCGGGUUCAUGACAAUGUGAUGUUUUUUGAGGACCCUAUGGUUGUAAGGUGGAAUGCUGAAGAUCAACAUUGGACAACUGAUGGCAUCAGCAAUAUAUCUUAUGAACAAAAAGAGAGACUAAUCACAUUCAGCCUCGAAACCUUUGGCCCUGUUACCUUGAUUCAAGAUACUCAUAUUAACAUGCCAUACCGGUCAUGGGAACUAAGACCACUGGAUGUCAAUCAAGUGCUUUUGACUGUGACCACAGUAUUUACUGAGAUUCAAAUACAUAUUAAGGAAAACGUCUGCAUGUUAUCAUCAAUCAAACUACAAGACAUAAAAGAAGAUUUUCCUAUUUUGGAAGGAAAAUGGAUGACUUCUUUUUGUUUCAUUAAUGCUUUGAAGGAAGCUGGCUUGAACAUCUUCCCUACCGGACACUCUCAUUUCUAUGUUUCUGCGAACAAUAAGAUUCCUUUGGUAGAAGUGAAAGCUUAUCGACAAAUGGCCCUACUAAGUUCUGCUUUUGCAUUUGGUUGGAGCAAGUGGAACUUAGAAUGUACUUCUUCAAAAGUUGUAUUUAAGGUGAAGGAACAUCUUGCUGAAGAAUGGCCUGAGAAUCCUAAUUGGGACCUUUUGUUGUUUACUGGCGACAGAGCACAAAUGCUUAAGAUCAAUGAAGAGAGUGAGGCGUUCUCUGAAGCGCUUAAAGAAGAAACGGAGUUUCACUCUACUUUGUAUCACAUGGUCAAGGAUUUCGCUUCUAAGGAAGCAAUGGAGAAAAUCAGGAGUUCCGACUGUCAGUCUCUUGCCUGUGUCUGCCAGAUGCUCCUUUCUACAAGACUGCUCAGCUACUCCUGAUCUCCACUCAGAAGCUUUCAUCAGUAUGAAAAGUCAAGUAUGUUGGGGAAAAGCAGGUAUUUCUUCAAUAAAGUAUAAUGAGUGAAUAUAUUCCAGAUAAGCUCUUAAAAUUAUCU
Otolemur garnettii (small-eared galago) is the source of this 2374-nucleotide messenger RNA. It is a transcript of the gene DNAI7, whose product is annotated as cancer susceptibility 1. Gene Ontology annotation, molecular function: microtubule binding; beta-tubulin binding. The record is from RefSeq and is a predicted model, not a curated record. Gene Ontology annotation, cellular component: axoneme. The transcript has 16 exons. Lineage: Eukaryota; Metazoa; Chordata; Mammalia; Primates; Galagidae. Bases 87 to 2258 code for a protein of 723 amino acids.